AUGAUUACGGCAGUGUCAGCGAAUUCGGUGCCAAGUUUCUAUCGUCAGUCGUAUUACCACGCCAAUACGACGAAUAGUGGCAGCAGCCAUCAGCGUUACAAUGAGCGCAGCCAUCAUCAGCAUGAUUUGGAUGCGCACUCGACGGCCUCUUCGGAUAGCGAGAAUCAAUCGCCGUGUUUAAUGGACGGAGCAUUCGAGGGGGAUUUGGAUAGUAGUGGCCAGUCGGAUUUAUCCUUCACUGGCAAUUCACCGAGAGCGCCUUCUUCUGCGGCAAAUAACAGCCGCGUAUCAUCGCAGAUCCACGACGGUGGUCAUGGAGAUGAUGGUUAUAAUCGCAGACAUAAUGCCGCAGCCAAUUCAGCGACUAUGUAUCGAACCAGCACACCCCUGAAACAGACCAAACUUACUGGUGAGUUCUUACUCUUACUGCAGUUGGAUUACUCUCGUUAA
Anisakis simplex (herring worm) is the source of this 450-nucleotide messenger RNA. NCBI's taxonomy places the organism in Eukaryota, Metazoa, Nematoda, Chromadorea, Rhabditida, Anisakidae. The record is from the annotation of a GenBank genome assembly.